Molecule: messenger RNA, 2709 nt
Organism: Ambispora leptoticha
Lineage: Eukaryota; Fungi; Glomeromycota; Glomeromycetes; Archaeosporales; Ambisporaceae
Source: the annotation of a GenBank genome assembly
AUGUUUACUGCCGCAACUAAUGCCGCUUCUGCGCUACAAUCUUCCAUAAUGGAUACUCUGAAUUCAAGGCAAAACUCUGAAGUUGUCAAUUCAAACAAUGACGUUCAAGGCGCUUCUGACCCGCAGGUAGAUAACACGAGUCCCCAAGAUUCUAAAUCUUCUACAAUAUCUUCUUCAACAAAUGGUGAAGACAAGUCUUCGUGGCAAGAUAAAUUGCAACCGACAAUUAACUUGGACACUACUGUGGCUACGGGAACAAAUAUAACUAGCUCACCACAAAGUGCGUCUUUAACUAUAGAAGAGUUGGGAACACCAGAAGAUCGGAAAAAGCCAAAUAGGAUGGGGAGCACUAGCACUGGCACGACAGAAGAAUUAUCCGAUAUAAUUGAACUGCCUCCUCCUGCUCAAAUUCCAAAGCAUUCUCCAGCUAGUCCAAAGAGGCACAAAGAAUUCCAUGCACUCUUCCGAAAUGUACCUGAAUAUGAUUAUUUAAUUGAUGACUAUAGCUGUGCUCUGCAAAAGGAAAUUCUUGUUCAAGGUCGACUAUAUAUUUCAGUGAAUUACGUUUGCUUUAAUGCAAACAUUUUUGGCUGGGUGACUAGUCUUGUUAUACCAUUCUCGGAUAUCGUAUCAAUUGAGAAAAAAGUGACAGCAUUCGUUAUCCCCAAUGCGAUUCUAAUCUCAACUCUUCACGCCAAGCACUUUUUUGCGUCAUUUCUUGCACGGGAUACUGUAUAUGACUUAUUGACAAACUUGUGGCGACAAAACAGGCCAACAUUAAGUACUACUCCUUCCUAUACUGGAUCUCAAAAUGAUAAGAUUGGUACAGAGGCAAGUGAUGUGGAUGAAGGCGAAAAAAAGACUCGACCUCUCCAGAAAAAACUUUCAAAAUUAUCACUUGAUCCGAUAAAACUAAUUCUUGGAGAUCAAACAAAAGAAGAACGACCACAAAAUAAUUCCAGCACUUCAUUACCAUUAGCAUCCAAGCCAGAUGACUCUAAAGAUGAAAAAGUCACAGAAACAUCAAAGCCAGAAUCCGGUGGUUUUAGUAGAGAGAAUUCAACGUCUGAUGUGCAGAAACUUUCUAACUCGCAUGUUUCUUCAGUACCGCAUAAAGUGAAAACUACCCACGGAAAAUCUUCCAGAGGUCGAAAAUCAACAAGAAUCAACACGAACCUUAAGAAACGGAUACAUUAUCCUGUCAUGUGUGACUGUCUAAAGAAUCGACAACAUUAUAACACGACAGUUUUGGAUAAAAAGUACACUGGGAGUGUUGAGAAAAUUUACAAUCUCAUAUUCACAAGUGGUUUCGUGCGUCGUUUUCUUGUAGAACAAGAGAAAUGUACCGACGUAAAUAUCGGUGAAUGGGUAUCUGAACCAGAUGGUAAAUUGACUCGUACUUCAAGUUUUAUCAAGCCACUGAAUAAUCCCAUGGGUCCAAAAACCACCAAAUGUUAUUUAAAGGAUGAAUGUUUACUUCGAGAUUUCGACAGCUUCGUCACAAAUCUCACAACCACCACUACGCCCGAUGUACCAUUUGGAGGCAGUUUCUGUGUUAAGACUCGAACUUGUAUUAUGUGGGCUGGGCCGAAUGAAACUCGCGUCAUUGUCACCGCCGCUGUGGAAUUUUCGAAAUCAUCAUGGCUCAAAGGUACAAUCGAGAAGGCUGCUCUUGAAGGCCAGCAACAGUAUAAUAAAAAUCUUGAUCUUGCAAUCCGUAAAUAUAUUGCUGCUCAUCCGAAUGAAUUUCAAGAUGAAUGCGGAUCACCUGUUCGUGAAGUUAAUGAAGUCGCGCCUGACAACGAAACGCAAAUAUCUGAAGCUCGUAUAGAUAAAAAACGAGGUACUUUUGAUGAUGGUGAAUUAGGCAUAAUACCAGAAACGUCCACGAAUCUUAGUCAAGCUUUUGUCGAUUUAAUCAAUGCUCUCACAACAAUCUUUUCAUCAAUAUUUCGGAGUAUUCGCACCCUAUCCAUUAGUGCUUUAAUUGCUUGUGCAUUUGUUUUUAUGAUUGUGGUCAAUUACUAUAAUUGGUUACGAUUAACGGAACUUACACGUAAGAUGGAAAAUAUGCAAUCUGAAAAUAUCGAUGGAUCUCAUGGCUUCAGAACAUUGAAACCAGGUGAUGUACUUUAUGAGUCACGAAGAUUCCGAGAGUAUUCAUUUGAUGAUCGUGUCAAUAUAGAGGGGGAUCUUUGGGUUUGGAUAAGUGAGAAAGCAAAGAAACAUAAAGAGCAUGAAAGUGAUGAAACUAAUACAUCUGAUUUUGACGCAACUUCAUCAACAUUUACUUCUGAUUCCACGUCUGAAAAUCAAGCUUCAUCAGAGAACAAUGAAUCAAAUUCAUAUUCAGAAUACCGUCAAAAAUUUAAACCUCACUUUAUGGAUUACAUUGACCAUUUUAAUGAUAAUUUUGGACAUCGAGCUUUCUCUUGGUCUUCAAAUUCUCGAAGACGUCCUUCAACAUCCUCUGAGCCUCCUACUCUGAACGACCUUCAUGGGCAUAUCGAAGAUUUACAGCGUCUAGUUCAUGCUGCUCAAUAUCAUGCUAAUAAACUUGCCGAUAUUGCCGAAGAGGAGCGAGUUUAUCUUUUUCAAUUAAUGAAAAAUAUGUUGAAAAAUUCUGAUCCACCGUCGUCAACAUCAUCUUCUUCAUAUAAUGAUGAUAAAAACAGUGAGAUCAAUAGCAAUACGAAAGAAGAAUUUUGA